Molecule: messenger RNA, 872 nt
Organism: Nicotiana attenuata
Lineage: Eukaryota; Viridiplantae; Streptophyta; Magnoliopsida; Solanales; Solanaceae
Product: dirigent protein 11
Exons: 1
Coding region: 107-661 (184 amino acids)
Source: RefSeq, a predicted model, not a curated record
AACCUCUCCAAAACAAUGAUACGUCAAAAUCCCAUUCCUCAAAAUCAAAUUCAUUUCUUUUGAAGACAAACAAUCUAAGUAUUCAUUCAAACCAUUUUCUAUAAUCAUGAUAGCAAGAAUCAUCUUUUGCACUGCAGUUCUUCUAGCUACACUUUCAGUCAUUCUCAUUGCAAUAUUCUCACCAAUACCCCACGAAAAAAUAUCAAAAAGUUCUCCUUGGGUUGAUUUAUCACUUUAUAUUCAACAACCUCAAGUCUCGACUUCCAAUUUUUCCCCUAAAAAAGCUCCCACAGACGUUGGUGCCUUGAUUUUCCAUCGCCUUCUAACUGAAGGGCCAGAAAACACCUCUCGAGUAGUUGGAAAAGCGCAAGGUUUUAUCAUCCCAGUUCAAGAUUUCGCGAAUUCAGCGUUUAAUAUUAUUUAUCUUACGUUUAAUAACAAUGAAUUUAGUGGAAGUUUAAGUGUUGAAGCUAAGAGUUUGACAAAUGAUAAUAAGGAAGAGUUGACUGUUGUUGGUGGUACUGGCUAUUUUGCCUUUGCUCGUGGCCUAGCUGUUUUUGCACAAACAGAAAGGGACCAUUAUUCUGAUAAUUUGGAAGCUACUUAUCAUAUAAAGCUACAAUUGAAAUUCCCAAAUAAAUCCAAAACAAUUCCAAGAUGAAUUGCAACUUUGUUGAAGAAUCUUUUCUUGGGGUUCUUUUUAUUUAUUUAUUUAUUUAUUUGUUUUACUUUUUUCCUCUGCCUUUUGUUUAAUAUGGACAUAAUUUUUUGAAGAAAUCUUUUCUUCAUAAGAGAAAGUCGUAUAAGAUGGCAGUGUAUCAAAAAGAAGAUAGCAAUAAUACAUGAAUUGAGGCAGCUGCUUUUGCUCUGAA